AAAUGUGACGAACUCAAAAGAAAUCAGAAAAAAAAAACUUUGCUCUCUUCUCCGAUCAAAGUGGGAAGUGGAAGAUGAAGAAAUCGCCUCUGCCAUUGCAGCAGAGCCCGGUCUGCUCCGAGAAGCAAAUUUACUCCAAAGAAGCUCUGGUGAAGCUCUUGAGGUGGCAUUUCGGCCAUGCCGAUUUCCGAGGCAAGCAGUUGGACGCCAUUGAAGCUGUUUUGUCAGGAAGAGAUUGCUUUUGUCUGAUGCCAACUGGAGGGGGAAAAUCAAUGUGUUAUCAAAUCCCUUCACUGGCAAAGAAAUCCGGAAUAACGCUCGUCGUUUGUCCUUUGAUAGCACUAAUGGAAAAUCAAGUGGCUGCAUUGAAAGAGAAAGGAAUUGCUGCUGAAUUUCUGUCAUCAACCCAAAAAUCUAGUGUAAAAAAUAAGAUCUACGAAGACAUUGAUUCUGGAAAACCUUCUUUAAGGCUUUUGUAUGUCACCCCAGAAAUGAUUGCAACAUCAGCAUUUAUGUCAAAGUUGACAAAGAUCUACAUGAGAGGAUUGUUGAAUCUCUUAGCCAUAGAUGAGGCGCAUUGCAUCUCUUCUUGGGGCCAUGAUUUCAGGCCUAGCUACCGUGAGCUUUCAUCUUUGAGGAGGCAACUUCCAGGUGUACCAAUACUCGCUUUGACAGCUACAGCCGUUCCUAAAGUUCAGAAGGAUGUCAUAGAGUCCUUAUGCUUGCAUGACCCUCUCGUCCUAAAAUCAUCUUUCAAUCGUCCUAAUAUAUACUAUGAAGUUCGAUACAAGGACCUUUUAGAUAACGCCUAUGCUGAUUUGUCUAACCUGCUCAAAUCUGAAGGAGAUGUUUGUGCUAUUGUUUAUUGCCUUGAGCGUACAACAUGUGACGCCUUGUCUGCUCAUCUAUCAAAUAGUGGCAUUUCUUGUGCUGCUUACCAUGCAGGUUUGAAUAAUAAAUUGCGUACUUCUGUUUUAGAGAAUUGGCUUUCUUCUAAGAUACAAGUUGUUGUGGCCACAGUGGCUUUUGGGAUGGGUAUAGAUAGAAAGGAUGUCAGGAUUGUUUGCCAUUUUAACAUUCCAAAGUCAAUGGAAGCCUUCUAUCAAGAGUCUGGUAGAGCUGGUCGUGAUCAAUUACCCUCCAAAAGUUUGUUUUACUAUGGAAUUGAUGAUCACAAAAAAAUGGAAUUUAUUCUAAGGAACACUGAAGCUAAAAAGUUAAAGGCUUCAAACGCACAGGGAGAAAAGUCAAAAAAAUCCCUGACUGACUUCCAUCAGAUGGUUGAAUAUUGUGAAGGCUCCGGAUGCCGUAGGAAAAAGAUUCUCGAGAGUUUUGGAGAGCAGGUACCUGCAUCACUAUGUAGGAAGUCAUGUGAUGCCUGCAAACAUCCGGACCUUGUCAAAAAGCAUUUGGAGGAACUUACAGCUACUUGUGCUCUUCGGGGUAAAGCCAGUUCCUCACAAAUUUAUAUAAGCAGCUCCUUCAAUAUGGUUGACAAAGGCGAUUUCUCUGAAUUCUGGAAUCGUGCUGAUGAAGCAAGUAGUUCUGAGGAAUCCAUAUCUGACUCUGAUGACGGUGAUGAUGUUGUCAAAAGUCUAGCCCAGUCAAAAUUGCCAACAAACUCAGGAUUAAAGGAAAGGUUGGAUUUCUUGCAACGUGCAGAAUCAAAAUAUUACGAGACCAAAACCUCUGAUGACCAGGUCAAAAAACCAAUCAAGAAUGCCAUAUCUGAUACGCUGAGAGAAUCAAGCAGAAUGAGACUACAAACUGCACUCAAGCAGGCUCAGCAGCGGCUUGGCAGCAUAAAGCUUGAAGUGGAAACAUCGGCCACUUUUCUUGAAAACGAGUGUUACAACAAAUAUGGGAAAACCGGGAAAUCGUUUUAUUACUCCCAAGUGGCAAGUACUGUGAGGUGGCUUUCAACCAGUACUACUGUGGAGUUAAUUGAUCGGCUUGGAACCUCUACAAGUUCCCCAUCACAGAGUGUUUCAACAAAAGCAGAAACUCACACUACAACUCCUAUGGUGGAACAGAGUCAUAGAGAAAACACCACCGAUGAAUUUCACUCUGGCAUUGGAUCACAAACUCCCACAUGUGACUCACCCAUGGAAAGUGCUUCCCCUAGCACAGAACUGUCUCCAAUUCCAUCAUUUUCAGAGUUCAUCAACAGCAGAAAGGCAAAACACAUCCCAUCGAGGUCGUCAAAAAGGCAAUCGCCCGAUAGAGUUGAGAAGGAUGUUGAGAAGAGGAUGAGGUUGCAAUAAGCUCUGAGUUUGUUGGUUUCUUUGAUUUCGUAUUCAUGGAGGAAGAAAACACGGUGAUUUUUGAAGCGACUAUUUUCUUUCUAGUAGCCUACUAUGAAAAUGUCUCUUUUCCCAGAAGGCAUGGCAAUUUGCAACCCCUUCUCCCCGUCCAUCGUCGUGCGUUUUUUCCUUUUAUUUUUUUGGCUGUAGUCGAGCAUAUUUUUCAGAUGUUUGCCAAGUGCAAUUUUUGGACGAAUUAUAGUAGAUAAUUUUGUUUCAGUUCUUGGAAAGCCAUGAGUAAGAUGCUCGAAAAUAACUUUUUUA
Messenger RNA from Morus notabilis, 2567 nucleotides. Its product is annotated as ATP-dependent DNA helicase Q-like 3. The record is from RefSeq and is a predicted model, not a curated record. Gene Ontology annotation, biological process: double-strand break repair via homologous recombination. Lineage: Eukaryota; Viridiplantae; Streptophyta; Magnoliopsida; Rosales; Moraceae. The transcript has 19 exons. The coding region runs from base 75 to 2264 and encodes 729 amino acids. Gene Ontology annotation, cellular component: cytoplasm; chromosome. Gene Ontology annotation, molecular function: ATP binding; four-way junction helicase activity; 3'-5' DNA helicase activity.